GUGAGAUUUACCAAGGGUUUUUUUGGUAUGGGAAGUGUGUCGAAAACGCUUGGCUAGGGGGGAAGCUAUAUAACUCCAAAAUGUACAUGUAAAAAUGUGUCGACAUCGUAAACAUAAAAGAAUUGGAUUACUCAACCCGUCAUGGUGAUAACUUUGAUCGUUUAAUAAUAAGAUUCUAAAAAAAUGGCGGAUAGUUUAUUUUGAUUUAAGCGGAUGUUGAAACAAAAAUGAGAGAAGUUACGGUCAUUAGAAGAUUAGUGUCUACUGUAGCAAUUUUUUACAUCCUUGGAUAUACCAUGGUUCUCCUCCUGGCUAGACCGAAAGAAAAUCUGAUGUGUCAAACAUAUCAUCAAGGUUCAGUCUUGUAUCCUAUUCCGAACUUCAAUGACACACAUGAAAAGGACAUGGUCUCGAGAUUUACAUGGCUAGGGAAUGGAGGUUACUCCUUGCCUUAUGGCUGCCGGUCAAAAGAAAGAGUUGCCAUACUGAUACCGUAUCGGGAUAGAGAAAAACAACUGCGUAUUCUGCUUAGCAAUUUACAUCCACUUCUUUAUCGGCAGGGAUUAGAGUAUAGAAUUUAUGUUAUUGAGCAGGCUGACACAAAACCUUUCAACAAGGGGAUGCUCUACAACAUUGCGUACAGUGAGGCAAAGACCGACAAUCACACCUGUUUUGUUUUUCAUGACGUUGACCUGAUCCCAGAAAAUGACCAGAUUAUGUAUAAUUGCGUAAGAAGUCCGAUGCAUCUUUCAAGAGCGAUCGAUUCAUUCAACUACAGACUUCCCGAUAGAAAGUUAAUUGGUGGAGUAUCCAUGUGGAAAAAGGAGGACUUCGAAAAAGUUAAUGGAUGGUCAAAUCUAUUUGUGAACUGGGGCGGAGAAGAUGAUGAUAUGAGUUAUAGAAUAAUAAUGAACAAACUGUCCAUAUUUCGAUUCCGAAAUAAUGUUGCAAGAUACACUAUGCUUAAACACAAAAGAACACCGGUUAACACAGCAAGAUAUCAAAUGUUGAUGGAUAGUCCAUGGCGGUUUAAGGUGGAUGGACUUUCAACCUUGACCUACAUUCCACCUACACGAGAGAACCAUCAACUUUAUACAAGGAUAUUAGUGAGGACCUGAAAGUUACAACUUGCAAAUAAUUUCAUGAACUCAUUUUGUGAUAAUCUUGAGAACGAAUUAAAUGGUCUUUCUUAUGUAAAUUCUUGAUUUGCAGUGAAUUCAUUCAUACAUGUACUGUUUUAUAAUUAUCUGGUUGUUGGUAUAUAUGAAAAUAUUGACAAAAAAUCACCAAUGAUGUUCAUAUCUAAAUGCAGCUGUGCGAAUGUUGUUGUGCUCCGUUUUUAAGGUCAAGUAGUUACAUGAUUGAUAAUGCACUCUUAUUAUAAAAGGUUUUGAACACUGCAUUCUUUGAUUAAAGAACAAGAGGAUAAAAUAUAACAGAACAUAAAUUAUAAGAUUAAUUAAUAAAUAUUUCACGUUCAUCUUGAAAAAUUGUCAAUACUGAAAAUCAGAAAGAGAAAGUUGUAAAUUAUAAUUUGUAUUUAAAUGUGGGUAUGUUCAUACUUGUAAGGAAGUUAAUCUGCUGUUGUAAAAAAAAGUUUUAUAUCUUACUGGAUGGAGUACCUUUGCAACGAAAGAUACACUUUU
Molecule: messenger RNA, 1646 nt
Organism: Magallana angulata
Lineage: Eukaryota; Metazoa; Mollusca; Bivalvia; Ostreida; Ostreidae
Product: beta-1,4-N-acetylgalactosaminyltransferase bre-4-like
Exons: 7
Coding region: 228-1118 (296 amino acids)
Biological process (GO): carbohydrate metabolic process; glycosphingolipid biosynthetic process
Molecular function (GO): N-acetyl-beta-glucosaminyl-derivative 4-beta-N-acetylgalactosaminyltransferase activity
Source: RefSeq, a predicted model, not a curated record